Messenger RNA from Dioscorea cayenensis subsp. rotundata (Guinea yam), 3203 nucleotides. RefSeq names its product WD repeat-containing protein 36. NCBI's taxonomy places the organism in Eukaryota, Viridiplantae, Streptophyta, Magnoliopsida, Dioscoreales, Dioscoreaceae. The record is from RefSeq and is a predicted model, not a curated record. Gene Ontology annotation, molecular function: protein binding. The coding region runs from base 86 to 2806 and encodes 906 amino acids. The transcript has 19 exons. Gene Ontology annotation, biological process: rRNA processing. Gene Ontology annotation, cellular component: Pwp2p-containing subcomplex of 90S preribosome; small-subunit processome.
GUCUUCUCCCUCUUUCCCUCCCCGCCUCCACCUUCGACGCCGCUUCUUGAGUCUCAGUGGAGGAUUCCCUUCCGAGUGACGAGUGAUGGGGAUCUUCGAACCCUACCGAGCCAUCGGCUAUAUCACCAGUGGCAUCCCUUUCUCCGUUCAGAGACUCGGCACUGAGACCUUCGUCACCGUCAGCGUCGGCAAAGCCUGGCAGAUCUACAACUGUGGCAAGUUGAAUCUGGUGCUUGCUGGACCUCAAUUGCCGAAGAAGAUCCGGGCUCUUGCAUCCCACCGGGAGUAUACUUUUGCUGCGUUUGGAACGGACAUUGGUGUUUUUAAGCGUGCCCAUCAGGUAGCCACAUGGAGCAGACAUGAAGAGAAAGUUAAUUUUUUGCUCUUUUUUGGAGAACAUGUUUUGAGUUUGGAUGUAAAAGGUAAUGUUUUCAUAUGGGCCUUUAAAGGCUCUGAAGAUAGUCUUGUGCCGGUCGGGCACAUCCAGCUUGAAGAGAAGUUUUCUCCGAGUUGCAUAAUGCAUCCAGAUACAUAUUUAAACAAGGUUAUCAUUGGUAGUCAAGAAGGUUCAUUACAACUGUGGAACAUCAGCACAAAGAACAAGCUUUAUGAAUUUAAGGGUUGGGAUUCCCCUGUUCACUGUUGUGUUGCCUCACCUGCUCUGGAUGUGAUUGCUGUGGGUUGUUCUGAUGGCACUAUCCAUGUGCACAAUGUCCGUUAUGAUGAAGAGUUAGUUUCAUUCACACAUUCCUCUCGUGGUGCUGUGACUGCCUUGUCAUUCAGAACUGAUGGUCAGCCACUUCUUGCCUCUGGAGGUUCUUCUGGCAUUAUAAGCAUUUGGAAUCUUGAGAAGAGAAGGCUUCAGUCUGUCAUUAGGGAUGCUCAUGAUAAUUCGAUAAUCUCACUCCAUUUCUUUGUCAAUGAACCUGUUCUUAUGAGCUCUGCAGCAGAUAAUUCAAUAAAGAUGUGGAUUUUUGAUACCACGGAUGGAGAUGCUCGGCUUUUGCGGUUUCGAAGUGGUCAUAGUGCUCCUCCAUUGUGUAUAAGGUUCUAUGGGACGGGAAGACAUAUUUUAUCUGCUGGACAGGACCGUGCCUUCCGUCUUUUCUCUGUAAUUAAGGAUCAACAAAGCAGAGAGCUUUCUCAGCGGCAUAUAACUAAAAGGGCCAAAAUACUUAGUGCAAAGGAAGAAGAGAUCAAGCUGAAGCCUGUGAUUGCAUUUGAUUUUGCUGAGAUCCGUGAGCGUGAUUGGUGCAAUGUUGUCACGUGUCACAUGGACACUACAAAGGCCUAUGUAUGGAGACUGCAAAAUUAUGUUCUUGGUGAACACAUACUCACACCAUCGGCUGACAAUCAAACCCCAGUCAAGGUGUGUGCAAUCAGUGCAUGUGGCAACUUUGCCAUUUUGGGCACUGAGGACGGUUGGAUUGAAAGAUUUAACCUCCAGUCAGGUUUGAGCCGUGGCUGUUAUGUGGACUAUUCUGAAGGAAAAAAUAAAGCACAUCAAGCGGAAGUGGUUGGAGUUGCUUGUGAUGCUACAAAUAAUGUUUUGAUAAGUGGAGGUUACCAUGGGGACAUCAAGGUGUGGGAUUUUAAAGGGCGGGAACUUAAAUCCAGAUGGGAAAUUGGCCAUUGUGUUAAUAAGUUUGUAUUUCACCGAACUAAUGGUCUUUUAGCUGCUGUUGCUGAUGAUAUGAUACUUCGUUUGUUUGAUGUUGUGGCUCUACGAAUGGUCCGCAAAUUUGAAGGUCAUACCGAUCGUAUCACUGACCUGUGCUUUAGUGAGGAUGGGAAGUGGCUGUUAUCCUCUAGUAUGGAUGGAAGCCUUAGGAUAUGGGAUGUGAUUUUGGCUAGACAAAUAGAUGCAAUACGUGUUGAUGUGCCUAUAACAGCAUUAUCUUUAUCUCCUGCUAUGGAUAUUUUGGCAACUUCACAUGUUGAUCAAAAUGGCGUUUACCUCUGGGUCAAUCAGGAUAUGUUCUCUGGUUCAUCCCAUAGAAAUUCCUACGCAAGUGGUGAAAAUGUUUGUAGUGUUCAAAUGCCCUCUGUGUCCGCAAAAGGAGGUGAAGCAGAAUCAGUUCACACUUUGAGUGAUCCAGAUCAAAUAAGAAACAAACGUUCUGCUUCUCAUUUUGAAAGCCGGUUGCCCAAUCUUAUUACAUUGUCCUUGCUUCCCAAGAGCCAGUGGCAAAGUCUGACUAAUUUAGACAUAAUAAAGAUACGUAAUAAGCCAAUUGAGCCACCAAAGAAACCAGAAAAGGCUCCUUUCUUCUUGCCCACAACUCCCUCACUCUCAGGGGAGGUAUUGUUUAAAUCUGAUGUGGUUGUCACUGAUGAAGUGAAAGAAGCAAAAGGCAAUGAAUUAAAGCCGAAUAAACAGAAGUCGGACUUGUCCUCUCCAUUUCUGCAAUUGCUAAAUUCUUGCUCAGAUAAACAGAAUUAUUCAGCGUUCACAGACUACAUUAAAGGUUUGCCCCCAUCAACUCUCGAUGUUGAGCUCCGGAUGUUACAGAUAAUAGAUGAUGUAGAUAUGGAGAAAUUAGAUCAAAUGCCAGAAUUGCAUUCUAUUGCACUGUUAUUUGAUUACUUCAUACAUGAGGUUUCCAAUAUGAACAACUAUGAAUUCAUUCAAGCGGUAAUAAGAUUGUUUCUUAAGAUUCACGGUGAAAGUGUAAGACGUCGACCAGUAUUGCAGGAAAAGGCAAAGAAGCUCCUGGAAGUUCAAAGCCUAGUUUGGCAGAGACUAGAUAAAAUUUUCCAGGGUGUUAGAUGCAUGGUCACAUUCCUCAGCAACUCACAGUUGUGAUAGGUUCAGGACGACGACUUCCCGGAACUCCAAUUUUGAAUGAGGGGAGUGUAUAUUAUGUAUCUCGGAGGCAAAAUUUUGACAGCAAGUAGAGACUGGAGCGGACAAUUCUAAGCUUAAAUGACAAGGAGGUGAACGACAUUUUGCCGGAACAUGUUUGACUUAUUGUGUGUGAUGUUACUCAGCUGAACAGAAUCCUUUAUGAGAAUCAACACUUGCUUGUCCGAGCAAGGGCACGCUCCAUCAGUAAAAGAAAAGUAAAGAAAAGCAUGUACUACCUUAUCUCUUAUCUCUUUAUUAUGUAGGUUGUAUUGGUGGUGGUAUUAUUUGUUUGAUUUGACUUCUAUUGAAAUUUCAAGGAAAACAGUAACAUCAAGUGCGGCAUGAUUUUUCACCA